GAAAAGCACUACGUUUUAUUUUGAACCACCAAAUAGCUCGUAUAACUACUCGUCUUAAAUAGGAAAAACGUUGAUGUGUUUGGUCACUUCUAACUUUAUCUCUAAAUGGUACCAUUGAAUGAAUGGGGCUAAGCUAAAUGCUAUCAUAGCGUCGCAGCACGCUCCAGCGCUUACGUGCACACACACAGAUGAUAGAGGGAUGAUUCAACAGUUCUUAGUUAAGGUAAUAACAUAUUUUAGUAUUGAAAAUGAGUAGACUAUUCCUUUAAGUCAAAAGUGUAGGCCUAUUUGUCAGUAUUUCACACUCUGUCUCAGUCGUGCAUUAAACUGCAUGCCAACAUGCAAGUGUGAAUCUAAAUUUCCUUUCGCGACAGUUAUAAUAACACAAAUCACAUCACACCCAAUAAUUCAAUCGCCCUUGCUUUUUUCCCACUCCAACAUUUUAAUUAUUGCCCACUAAAAGCUGCACAGAUAUAUUUGCUUACCUGAACUCUGGUGUCUGGUCUGAACUCGUUGAUGCAUGAAAACAGCACCCUGACUGGUUGACUGGCUCAAAGUAUUUUGAGUAUUUUAAAAAUACAAAAAUACUCAUCUUAAAUGUAUUUAAAUACAAAUUACAUUUCAUUUUUUCAAAGGCUUUAAAAUACAAAAUACAAAAUACUAUUUUGUAUUUCAAAUACGUAUUUUAAAUACAUGUAUUUGAAAUACUGCCCAUCCCUGUUUACUAAAAAUAUAAUUUAAAUCCAGAACAACGAGGUACACUAGAAGUUGGGUGCUAUGUCUUAACCCUUAUGAGAAGAAACAUCAUCAACACAAGCUAUACUACAGCUACAUUUAAACAAAAAUACAUAAAUAAAUUAAAGAACAUGGUUUAGGCUUGUUAAGUGCAAAUUUUCAGAGCAUCGUUAAAUACAGAACACUGCGCUGUAAAUGUACAAAACGAAUGCAAUACACAAGCACUGCAUAUUAAAUUAGGCCAUUUUCAAUAAUAUAUUAGUAUUCUCAUGAAAUGCGUACAAAUAACACGCAGUGUGAUUAUCGUGCAAUACAUAGGCUACAUAAAAUUAAAAUUUUGAGUGAAUAUGUUACGCAAGUCCUUCCUGUUCCCUUAUGGCUCAUCUAUUCGUGUUUUUUAAUAAUUGGUUUCUCAUUUGUUUUUUAACCAUUGUCUCCUUUAAACAAUGGUUUAAAAAACAGACAAAAAAACAACGACACCAAACGAUGCGCCAUUUAAGUGAACGGGAAGGACUAGCAUAUGCACGCAAAAUUGGAAUUUGGCGUAGGCUAUGUAUAGCACGAUAAUCACACUGAUUGCUAUUCAUACGCAUUUGAUGAUAAUAGGUUGAUUAGAUAAAUUAAUGUGUAUCUAUAAAGUAUGAAAACGAAUGAAUCAGUAUUUUGGCUUAAUUAAGAUGGAUCAUUUCAAGAUCAUUUUCAGUCAUUUAGAUUUUGUCAUCAUUUCAGAACAAGCUUAUUCUAUCUAUAACAACUUACAUUAUAUCAUGUGUGUUUCUUGAAUAUAUGUUGAAAUAUAUGCAAGUAAAAAAGUACAAAAUAAAAUCGUUCAGCUCAUGGGGAGUGAACAAAAAGACGUUAAAGUCUCUCCGCAAGGACGUGCUGAAACUGUCGAGUCGACAGAUGAUCAUCAUGCUUAAAAUGUUUCACCCAGAAAUUAAUUAUGAAAACUUGAAUAUCUAAAUGCCCAGGUGAGUCAAGUGUUCAGUCAGUUCACAAUAAAGAAAAAAGCCAACGACAUUGGCUGCAGCUUCCUCAUCCACGGGCGGAUGCUGCAGAUACACAAAGAAAAAACUAUAAAGGUUUAAAUGCUGGUAAAAAACGUCAAUUAUAUUAUGGCAUUUUAUAUUUGUGUUGAUCAGUUAAAGUUAUUUUAAUCUUUAAUACUGCAUCUGCAGAUAAUCUGCAGACGAUGCUAUCAUUCUAUUAUCUCAGUUUCACUUUCUCACGCAUUCACUGUAGCCAGGCCCGGAUUAACACAGUGAAGUGCCCCCGCCAAUAUAUUUUAUUUAUUUAUUUAUUAUUAUAAACUAGUCAUUCAGGGCUCCAGACUAACGUUUUUGUUAUUAGGAGCAAUGUAGCCCCUGACUGAAAAUUUUAGGAGCGCUAGCAGAAAAUUUAGGGCACACCUUAGAUAAGCCUGCAAUGCAAUAUUUGACAUUUUCCCAAAAUAACUGCAUUACUGAAAAAUAAUAAAUAGACUUAACUAUGCAGUUGCUGCACAUGUCAUCAUUAUGCACAAUUAAUGAAACUUUCAGAAUAGGAAGUUAUGAAUCAAAGAUUCAUAAAACCCCCUUAACUAUAGGCAUAAGAUACAUAUAGGCUACAAUAAGUUAUAUCUAGAUAGCAUACUUUAAUGAGAUGAGUGGCAGGGCAGCAGUUUACAUGCUUGUAUCCUUUACACGUUUCUCAUCUUUUAUCUAGUUUUCCUUGGGCACUGAUGUAGACCUUUAUUCUCGUCUAAUGUUUUUAGUGUUAAUGUAGGCUAAAAGUUGUCCGGCUCUCUUUAUCUCUCAUCGCUGUAAUGUUUAACCGGCGCGGUUCUGAGUGCGAUGUGUUAACUUUACCAGGGCUGCGUAGAUCCAUCUGUAAAAUCAACCGAGCGCAUGGUGACAUAAAACGAUAUACGCGAUUACGCGUCAUGCAAUUGAGCGGUGAAAACCCGAUCGUGCAUUCCGUAGUGCCCGCACAUGCUCGAGUACUUGUAAAAACAUUUUGGCCGCAGUCUGGAGACCUUGGUGCCGCCCAAUAUUGACAAUCCAGCCCUGGCUGUAGCCUGUGAUUUAACGAAAUGACCUCUUACCAAUUUAUUUGGCCUUCAUUAUACAUGUAUGAUGUGAAAAACAAGAAGGUCAUAGAUAGUUUCAUUAAUUUAAUGUAAAAAGCGCCGUGGUUGCAUUCAUGCGGUUUCCCAGACAGCAAAUUAGCUCUUACCGACGUUGGGGCGCAUGUACUUGCCCGACAUAAAGUGCCUCGGUGAGAUUUCUUAUGGAGAUCGGUAGCUAAUAGGCAAGAUAUCGGGAAGAUGGUGGCAUUAUGGUGCAUUUACACCAACCGCGCUAGAGGCGUGAAGCGCGAGUGAUUUCAAUGUUAAGUCAAUGUGGAGACGCGUUGACGCGCGUCAGGAGGUCCCGCGGCGCGGAAUAGGCGUUCGGUGCGGAAGACGCGUUUCCGCCUCAUUCGCGCGUGAAGCUCGCGCGAAAGGCGCGAAUUGAGCGUUGUGCGCGAUACGCGCGAAUGGUGCUAUUGUGCAUUUUGCGUUUCACGCGAAUUUGCGGCUGACGCCCGAGUUGAAAAAUUUGAACUUUGGCGGAAUUUCGCGCCGCGUUAACCAAUCAGGAGCCUGCUUGCUGCUGUGGCGACAGACCCGCCCAUAGUCAUUCAUUCAAAAUGGAGGAAAGGCUGAUAUUGUCCGUGAGCGGUCACCUGGGGAUAUAUGAUACAACUUCGUAUUUCUACAGAGACAGAAUCAAAAAGGACCUCGCUUGGAAGAGUGUCAGUGAGGAGAUUGGCCAACCUGGUAAGUUGUAAAUACACUUUUCACUCUUGAGUCACGUGACUACACGUUUAUCGGCCCGUGGCCGUCCAGCUGUUUUUUAAACUAUUUCCCCCGUGACCAGAUGUCCCCGUUUUCCGGGGAUAGGCCCUUUUUUUCCAUAAACCUACAACAAUAAAGAGAUGAAAACAUUAAAAAGGCUUUUGUCCCAGACUGUAAAUUCAUAGACAACAACAAAUAAGAUUUCAAGAACAUUUAACCAUUGAACUUGGACAUGCUCCUACCCUUUGUUUUACUACAGUUAAAACCCAAAAACCCUAUUUAUACCAUGCAGAAAAACCAUGGUUUUGCUGAUAGUAAUCAAUACACCAAAAAUAUGGUUACUACAGUUUUACCUCAAAUAAAUAAACAUGUCUAAUUUUACAUUACCUUAUCCAGCUACUUUUGGCUAACAAAAUGUAUUUAUUAAGAGGACAUCUGCCGAAAGAAGUGGAAAAGUCUCAGGGACACGUACCUCAAGGAGAGGAAGAAGGAGAUGGAGAAGAGGAGUGGGUCAGCAGCAGGGUCGGGGAAGAAGUGGAAGUACUCCCAGAUCCUGGGAUUCCUCGAGCCCUUCGUUACCCCACGGGAAACCAGCAGUAACAUGGGAGGGGUCAAGGCCCAGGUCAUGGAGUACAACCACCCCAGGGACCAGGGGGACAGUGAAACAGAGCCAACAGAAAUGGAUAAGGCGGAUCCAAGGUCCCCUGACGCUUCUCCUGUCUCCCCAGUCCCUGGUCCUUCACCCCCUGCUGCUGCACCCACAGGACAACAGAGGAGGAGAGCCACCCGGAGGCCCCGUGAUGAUCCUUCAGAGGUGGAGCAGACGCUGUUGGAGCUCCUGAGGCAUCCUCCAGCCCCCCCAACACCACCCCCACCAACACCACCCCCACCCCACCCCCCCACCACCAGCGUCUGCGGAUGAACACUUCCUCCUCAGCCUUCUGCCUUUCCUGCAGAGCAUGCCGCCUCAUACCAAAGAAAUGGUGAAAUUUCACAUUUACAAAAUAGCUUUGGAAAACAGCACCAUUGUGCUUAAUUUGGAAAAUGUGGACCCCCACACCCCACAGUAGACUUUGUUUAAAUAAACGAGGCAGCAGGCUCUGCAGGAAAUGCAGAAUGACCUCCUUCCUCUUGUCCUUCAUUUUGUUCCCUGAGACUUUUCCACCUUUCAAGCGAGGUCCUUUUUGUUUCUGUCUCUGCAUGUACGUAGUUUGUUAAUAUUUUAUUGUUAUUACGAAUGAUCUUUG
This is a messenger RNA of Misgurnus anguillicaudatus (oriental weatherfish), 4800 nucleotides long. The record is from RefSeq and is a predicted model, not a curated record. NCBI's taxonomy places the organism in Eukaryota, Metazoa, Chordata, Actinopteri, Cypriniformes, Cobitidae.